AUGUCCGGCGCAAAAAAGAAAGAGAAAAGACCACCCUUAACCCACUUUCUCUGCCUCCCUCUAGUCAACUCAACAUCCCUCCCCCAACUGGAAUCCUCACUGGCAGCAUUCAAAGCUUCGAUCCCUCGCCGGGCACUUCGAUAUGGAGCUCCAGAGCAGCCACUCAUCCCAGAUGGUGCGCUCCGUCCCGUCGGUACUCUGCACCUGACUCUGGGUGUCAUGAGUCUCCCAACAAAGGAUCGUCUAAGCGAGGCUAUCGAGUUCUUUCAAUCGCUAAACCUAGUCACCAUGGUGCGUGAGGCCGAGAAAAUCGCAAGCGCACGCGCACAAGGGAGGAAGAUAAAUGCACAUCUAGUUCCAGCGGCAGACCAGUCAUCUUCGUCGAGCGCCGGGGACCUUGCCAAAUCACAUGGUGAAAGUCCCCCGAGCCCGUUCAUCAUUUCUCUUGAAUCUUUGCAUGCGCUUCCUCGCGCGCGCGCCGCGACGGUCCUACAUGCGGCGCCAGUCGAUCCUACUGCUCGCUUGUAUCCUUUCUGUGAACUGCUGCGGGACAAAUUCCUGGAAGCUGGAUUUUUGCUCGGUGACCAGAGAAAAGAGAAAGAUAGCAAGCAGACGAACGAUAAGUCUACAGAAGAGGCGGCGAUUGAAGAGCCCUCCCUCCUUGAGGAAAUGCCAGCCAAUGUUGCGGAAGAAACCGCACGAACGUCAGACAAGCCGAUAAGCACUCAGCCUGUAUCGAAGGAAUUUACGGUUUCAAAACCGAAGAUCAGACCGCUUCUGCUGCACGCUACGGUCGCAAAUACAAUUUAUGUCCGUGGGAGAGCACGGGGGGGAGGGCCGCAGAAGGGUCAAAAUCGCAAAAACCAAUACACUUUCGACGCACGGGAGUUUUUGUCCCAUUAUCGAAAUUAUUAUGUUGACGGCGAUAGAACGACUCCUCGAACUACUGUGGUUAUAACUAGCGGGGGUAGUAGAGAGUGUCUAACGAUGCCACCGGCGCCAAACACCGAUAUCCCUUUGUGUGGGCGAAGAACUUCCCCCUUGAAACAGUGUGUAUUUGUGAGAUGGGUGCGAAGAAACUUGACCCAGAGGCCGAUGAGGAUGGAAUGA
Messenger RNA from Aspergillus pseudotamarii, 1110 nucleotides. RefSeq lists its product as uncharacterized. Gene Ontology annotation, biological process: DNA alkylation repair; regulation of DNA-templated transcription. The transcript has 2 exons. Gene Ontology annotation, cellular component: nucleus. Bases 1 to 1110 code for a protein of 369 amino acids. Lineage: Eukaryota; Fungi; Ascomycota; Eurotiomycetes; Eurotiales; Aspergillaceae. The record is from RefSeq and is a predicted model, not a curated record.